GCCCGCCUCCGUCGCCCGGCGGGCGGGCCGCCCUUCGCGCUCCAGGCCGGGCCGCGCCGACGCCGGCCCCCUCGCUGCAUGGCCGCCCGGCCAGCGCCACUCGCUCCCCGGAGCCACGGCUUGAAAGGACGAUGUCGGAGGUCCGCCGGGACAGCACCAGCAGUUUGCAGAGGAAGAAACCCCCCUGGCUGAGGCUGGACAUUCCUGCCCCGACGGUGUUGGCCGAGGAGCCGGCCAUGGCGCAGCCCCCCAAGCACCGGGCCUUCCUCCGCAGCGUCAGCAUGCCCACCGAACACACCCGCUUCCCCUCCCCCUUCGGCGACCUGCGGCGCCCCGUCCUCCAGCGACACACCUCCAUCACCCAGACCAUCCGGAGGCAGGUCCGCUUUGAGAUGACUCAGACUUUGCCCGUUCAGGGGCGCCAGGUGGGCAGGAGGCCCCCGAGGAGGCACCAGUCUCUGCCCAAAACGGUCUUCAGGGGCACGGCCGACUGGUUUGGCGUCAGCAAGGAGAGCGACGCCACGCAGAAGUGGCAGCGCAAGAGCCUUCGCCACUGCAGCCUGCGCUACGGGAAGCUGAAGCCCCAGGUCAUCCGAGAAAUGGACCUUCCCAGCCAGGACAACAUCUCCCUGGCCAGCGCAGAGACACCGCCUCCCCUCUAUGUGCCGCCCUGCCAGCUGGGCAUGCAGAGGAUCAUCGACCCCCUGGCCCGAGGACGGGCCUUCCGGAUGGCCGAGGACAGCGACGGCUGCAGCGUGCCCCACACGCCGGCCACGCCAGGGGCCAUGUCGCUCUGUUCCUUCACCAGCUCCCGGUCAGGCUUCAACCGGUGGCCGCGGCGGAGGAAGAGGGAGUCAGUGGCCAAGAUGAGCUUCCGAGCCGCAGCAGCCCUGGUGAAGGGCCGGUCGGUGCGGGACAGCAACUUGCACCAGGCUCAGCAACGCAGCUUCACCCCGGCCAGCUUCCUGGAGGAAGACACGGGGGAUUUCCCAGAGGAGCUGGACACUUCCUUCUUUGCUCGGGAAGGGGUCCUGCACGAAGAGCUCUCCACGUACCCCGACGAUGUCUUUGAGUCGCCCUCGGAAAGCGCCAUCAAGGACGCCGAAGCGAAGUUGCCGCAGCCGCAGCCGGAACCCGGCCUCACUGGGGGGGCGCUGGACAGAACCGAGCUGGAGAGGAGUCACCUGAUGCUCCCCCUGGAGCGCGGCUGGCGGAAGCAGAAGGACGGGGCGCAGGUGGGGCAGCCCAAGGUUCGCCUGCGGCAGGAGGUGGUGAGCCUGGGCCUCCAGCGGCGGGGGCAGCGCAUCCGGGUUCCCGUCCGGAAACUCUUUGCCAAGGAGAAGCGCCCCUACGGGCUGGGCAUGGUGGGCCGGCUGACCAACCGGACGUAUCGCAGGCGGAUCGACAGCUUCGUCAAGCAGCAGAUCGAGGACAUGGAUGACCACCGGCCGUUCUUCACCUACUGGCUCACCUUUGUCCAUUCGCUCAUCACCAUCCUGGCUGUCUCCAUCUACGGAAUUGCCCCUGUGGGGUUUUCACAGCACGAGACGGUGGAUUCGGUCUUGAGAAACCGCGGGGUCUACGAGAACGUGAAGUAUGUGCAGCAGGAGAACUUCUGGAUCGGCCCCAGUUCGGAAGCCCUCAUCCACCUGGGCGCAAAGUUUUCCCCUUGCAUGCGGCAGGACCAGCAGGUGCACAGCUUCAUCCGCGCUGCCCGCCAGAAGGAGAAGCACUCGGCCUGCUGCGUGCGCAACGACAAGUCGGGCUGCGUGCAGACGGCUGCGGAGGAGUGUUCGUCCACCCUGGCCGUGUGGGUGAAAUGGCCGGGGCACCCCAGCGCCCCUCUGCUGGCAGGACACAAGCGGCAGUUUGGCUCGGUCUGUCACCAGGACCCCAGGGUCUGUGAACAGCCAGCCUCCAUGGACCCCCACAAGUGGCCGGAUGACAUCACCAAGUGGCCGAUCUGCACCAAGAACAGCGCUGGCAACUACACGAACCACCCGCACAUGGACUGCGUCAUCACGGGGCGCCCCUGCUGCAUUGGCACCAAGGGAAGGUGUGAGAUCACAUCUCGAGAAUACUGCACCUUCAUGCACGGCUACUUCCACGAGGAGGCCACCCUCUGCUCCCAGGUGCACUGCAUGGAUGACGUCUGUGGGCUCCUGCCCUUCCUCAACCCAGAGGUCCCAGACCAGGUGUACCGUCUGUGGCUGUCGCUGUUCCUCCAUGCAGGCAGGAUCCUGCACUGCUUGGUGUCAGUGUGCUUCCAGAUGACCAUUCUGCGAGACCUGGAGAAGCUGGCUGGCUGGCACCGCAUCUCCAUCAUCUACCUGCUGAGCGGAAUCACGGGCAACCUGGCCAGUGCCAUCUUCCUGCCCUACAGAGCUGAGGUGGGCCCUGCGGGCUCCCAGUUUGGCAUCCUGGCCUGCCUCUUUGUGGAGCUCUUCCAGAGCUGGCAGAUCCUGGCGCGUCCCUGGAGGGCCUUCUUCAAGCUGCUGGCCGUGGUGCUCUUCCUCUUUGCCUUCGGCCUGCUGCCCUGGAUCGACAACUUUGCCCACGUGGGCGGCUUCGUCAGCGGCCUCUUCCUCUCCUUCGCCUUCCUGCCCUACAUCAGCUUUGGCAAGUUUGACCUGUACCGCAAGCGCUGCCAGAUCAUCGUCUUCCAGCUGGUCUUUGCGGGGCUGCUGUCUGGGCUGGUGGUCCUCUUCUACUUCUCCCCCAUCCGCUGCGAGUGGUGCGAGUUCCUCACCUGCAUCCCUUUCACGGACAAGUUCUGUGAGAAGUACGACCUGGACGCGCAGCUCCACUGAGCGGGGGGGGGGGACCCCUCCCCAACUCCCCAGCGCACUUAAUUUAAACUCUUGCUGCUUCUUGCACCCGAGCUGCCUUAGCCCAGAGGAACGGAGACUCGUUUGCUGCAACCGGAACCUCUCGCCGCUGUGCCUUGUUUUCCGGAAACCUCUUUCCUGCUGCCCUGUUUUUAUGACGCUCCCUUUCAAAAUGGCCUUUUUAACGGGAUUUGUUACUUGUUGCCCAGGCGGUGAUUAAAACACACAGGUAGCGUUUUAGCUACAUUUCCAAAA
This is a messenger RNA of Lacerta agilis (Sand lizard), 3083 nucleotides long. RefSeq names its product rhomboid 5 homolog 1 (gene RHBDF1). The coding region runs from base 132 to 2810 and encodes 892 amino acids. Gene Ontology annotation, molecular function: serine-type endopeptidase activity. NCBI's taxonomy places the organism in Eukaryota, Metazoa, Chordata, Lepidosauria, Squamata, Lacertidae. Gene Ontology annotation, biological process: regulation of epidermal growth factor receptor signaling pathway; regulation of protein secretion. Gene Ontology annotation, cellular component: endoplasmic reticulum membrane. The transcript has 19 exons. The record is from RefSeq and is a predicted model, not a curated record.